GACCACUGUACAGAAGUUGGCCUGAUUUUUAUUGGGCAGAUGUUCCAUGUUGGGGUAGAAAACUGGCACCUCCUUGCCUCACUGCCUGAGCCUCCACAAAGUAUGAGGUUUGCAACUAUUUCUCCUGGCAGAUCUUACUGGUCAGGCUGAUGCUGACUGCAAUAAAUGGUCCUGCAGGAGUCUGAUACUGAGCCAUAAAGGGCUUUGUAGUCCAAACCCAUUUGCAGGACUGAGAAGAGGUCUAGAUCCCCAACAGGUGCAACUGAACAGAAAUUAAUGCCCAACGAAAGAACAAAUGAAAACACACAGGAGGAAGGAAAUUGAAAGCAAAAUCCUGGGUCGGCAAUGUGGGAAAAUCGGACUUCCCCCUUUUGUGGUGUAUAAAAGCUGAAGUCAGAACGGCACGAGGUUCAAGAGACAAGUACCAGGAGGACCAUUCCUACCACAAAUUCAAAGGACAGUUCCCAGCAGCAGAGAUGGGUGAAUCAAUCAUCUACAUUCGGCAUAUCGAGUUGCUGGGAUUUGAGAAGAGAUUUUUCCCCAGCCAACACUAUGUUUAUAUGUUUCUGGUGAAAUGGCAAGAUCUGUCAGAAAAAGUUGUGUAUCGGAAGUUCACGGAGAUCUAUGAGUUCCAUAAAGUUUUGAAGGAAAUGUUUCCGAUUGAAUCUGGGGAAAUUAACACAGAGAGUAGAAUAAUCCCUCACUUGCCAGCUCCACGGUGGUUUGACAGCCAACGCGCCACUGAAAACCGGCAAAAUACUCUGUCCGAAUACUUCUCUGCCUUGAUCAAUCUUCCACGCAAGAUCUCCCGUUGUGUGCACAUCUUAAGCUUCUUCAAAGUCAGACCAGAUGAUUUGAACCCUUCUACUGCAAACCACCCCAAGAAACCAGAAACAUUCCUGAUGCCAAGAGAUUCAAAGAAGAUUGCAACAGACAUCACCGGCCCAAUCAUCCUACAGACCUACCGUGUGAUUGCUGACUAUGAGAAGAACUCUAGCACUGAGAUGGCCAUGAAGGUGGGGGACAUAGUAGACGUGGUGGAGAAGAGUGAGAGUGGAUGGUGGUUUUGUCAGCAAAAGAAUAAACGAGGUUGGGUACCAGCUGCUUAUCUAGAACCAAUGGAUAGUCCAGAUGAAGCUGAAGAACAGGAGCCCAACUAUGCAGGUGAGCUCCAUGUUGUCCGAAAAGGUUACACAGCUGCUCAGGAAGACGAGAUUUCCCUGAAGGAAGGAGAAACCAUAGAAGUUAUCCAUAAACUGCUUGAUGGUUGGUGGGUAGUCAGGAAGGAAGAGAUCACAGGCUACUAUCCUUCGAUGUAUCUGCAAAAAGCAGGAGAGGAAAACAUGACCGAGAACAACCAGCUGAGGAAUAAAGCAGCACCACCUCGAAGGUCUAGCAUCAGCAACAUCAAGAGCAUCCACACACAAAGUCGCAAGCAGAUCAGCCAGGAGACGUAUAGGCGGAACAGUGUGAAAUACAUGCAAAGCAGAAAGAAGCUGAAGACCAAAUUCUUGGGCAAAACCAAUAUUAUCGCGGAAACAAACGAGAACGAUGAACCCAAACCGGUAAUCCCUCCGAGACCCAGUAAAGAUUUGAUUCUGAUCCGUUGUUCUGAGAGCACAAAGAAAAAAAUCCAGUGAGGAAGAAACGGAGGAAUUUAUCGCUCCGUCUUUGCUACCAUCACUCAAAAGAACUCAAGCUAUUCAGAAAGAAUCGUCUGAGGAUCUCUGUUUUUGGAAGAGUUCUUGCAAACCAUGUCUAGUGAUCUCUUUGCAGCUCUUGUGUUCAGAGAGUAUCAUCCUUUUUUCUGCUUGCUUGAUCAACCUUACAGAGAAAUGUUUAGAACAUAGAAUAAUAGCACACGGCUAUUACAACUUUACAGUAAUUAUAUAAUUAUAAUUGCACAUAGAAUUUAGCACUGAUGACUUCUUACAAUUUUUUCCAUAGUCUCUCUUAUUGUAUAAUCAGUUGAAUCAAGGUGGUGAAGCUAUGCUGAAUUGACUUAGUGUUAAAUCAGUUAAGUUUCCUUUCCCCUGGGUUUGUACAUUUUGCCAACCCAGCCUGCGUAAACAGAAUAUUUAUAACUCAGUGUUCUUGGUUUCUCUGAGCUUGGGUUGUUUUCCUGCAGAUGUUUCCUUACCAGAUUUGGUAAUAUCAUCAGUGUAGGGGGCAGAAUGGAGUUUGUUGGUGGUUUAUAUAAUAGUGGCCAGCCCUGCCAGUUGUGAUUGGAGUGUGAUUCCUUUCUUGGGCAAUCAACGACUUUCACUCUCACCUAUCACCAAAAAUACCAUGAACACAAUGAGUCUCUUUAGCUAGUUUAUGACUCAAAUGUAUUGUCUCAAUCCAGAAAACUGGUUAAUUCAGUAACCAGGUUAAGUAUGUAGUAAGAAUUGCAUCCAUGCACUAUUCUUGGCCAUUUUAAGUCCUGAUAAUAGUAUUUUUCCUACAUUCAAAGUCUGCUGAGUUUUCACUUCCAUCUAGUAUUUUGUUUGAGGAAGGUUAUUUGUCUGCGGUUUAGCUCCCUUGGUUAGUUUGUGUUCAAUAUGUUAAUGAAGUUAAAUGGUCGGUUUAGGUUUUAUGAUUAGUUUAUUAUAUAUGACUAGUUUCAUUGGGAUUAUAAUUUGUAAAUACAUGACAGUAUAUUUUAUUCUUUUUGCAUGUGUCUAAUUACUGUUUAGAUCUGAUGGUUUUAGUAUUGUAAUUACAGCACUGAAAUUGGUUUUCUUUCUGCAAAUCCAGAAAAAGGGUUUCCAUAGCCACAGAGUGAGUGAGCACAUAUGUCCAUAGAUGUUUUGAAUCUUGAUCAGUGGGGUAGCUGGCACUAUAGGGCAGACACAUGCAUUGAGCUUAUGAUUAUUAAUUAUGAUGCACAAGUCUAUCAACUUAGGGUAUUUAUUUUUCAUGUGCCAACGGUUGUUACCCAUACAUAAGAUAGGUUGCUUUCUAAAAUAUGUUUUGGGUAGAUGGGAUCUUGCUUUGCAUCCAUUAUAUUGCACUUGUAACAUCUGUGGCUAUAUGAUUAAUAAACAACCUGGAAUAAACAA
Molecule: messenger RNA, 3044 nt
Organism: Pantherophis guttatus
Lineage: Eukaryota; Metazoa; Chordata; Lepidosauria; Squamata; Colubridae
Gene: NCF1
Product: neutrophil cytosolic factor 1
Biological process (GO): superoxide anion generation; respiratory burst
Cellular component (GO): cytoplasm; NADPH oxidase complex
Molecular function (GO): protein binding; superoxide-generating NADPH oxidase activator activity; phosphatidylinositol binding
Source: RefSeq, a predicted model, not a curated record